Molecule: messenger RNA, 4603 nt
Organism: Anguilla anguilla (European eel)
Lineage: Eukaryota; Metazoa; Chordata; Actinopteri; Anguilliformes; Anguillidae
Gene: scin
Product: scinderin
Exons: 16
Coding region: 2007-4154 (715 amino acids)
Biological process (GO): actin polymerization or depolymerization; barbed-end actin filament capping; actin filament severing
Cellular component (GO): actin cytoskeleton; cytoplasm
Molecular function (GO): actin filament binding; phosphatidylinositol-4,5-bisphosphate binding
Source: RefSeq, a predicted model, not a curated record
AAGUGCCUGCAGUAAGACUGCAAACAAGGUAAUGGAAGUGAAAGAAAAGGUGUGUUUUUUGCUCUGGAUUUUGAUGGUGUGAACGAAUAUCUCCCCAAUCACAUAUUAUUUCAUGUGCACACAUUGGUCCAGUGCUCUUCCCUUGGUUGUUGGAGAACCUGGGGUUAAAUCAGAAGUGGUGGUUGCUGUCACCAUCCAUACAAAAGACUGCUGUAUGUGUUUCUCUUUUGGUAUAAGGCAUGAUGCUUUCAGGCUGGCCAGUUCUCCCGCAAGGUAAAUUACAAACGAUGAUAGGAGAGCAAUGACUAUGACUUUGAGCUAAUGGUCGAACUGGAAGCCAGCAGGGGGCUGGACACUAUAUUAGCCUGUGUCAGCAGCAUCUGCCCAAAGACCCAGCCAUCUGCAUGGACAUUACCACAAGAUCCUUGCUGAACUAGUAUAUGCACCACUGAAGCAAUGUGUACAAUACACUUACAUAAAAUAACAUCUCCCUCCUCACUAAGUCAAUAUUUCUUCUUCCAGGUGUGGGUGGAGUCAUUCUUUUAACACCUUCUUAAUGAUAGCUAGGGCCUGGAAUGAGGACCUCUUUGGUUUGUAAGAGAGUUAACUGUUCAUAAUACUGUUUGGAAAAUGUGAAUAAAAAAACAUAUUGCUCAGAUGUUAAAGGAUACAGAGCAAAGGGUUAAAGAACAUUUUCACUAUCUGCAGUUUUUACUCUUUAUCAUGUAAUUCACCUUAUCAUUUCUUAUCAUCCUCUUAUUUGUCUAUCCAUUAGUUGUAACAGUGUUUAAAGUGCAGUUUACAUUUUCAGGCGGUGCACCUUCUUAUUCUUCUUCAGAAAUGUUUUUCUUUCACUUUACAACACAAAAGAAGAACCGGAAAAGGAUGCACCAACACAUUAUUUCAAUAGCAACGUGAUGAAUAAUGAAAGAUGUUUCCAUGUACAGAGACUUCAUUAAGUUGUUAUCUAUAAAACAUUUGCACAGGCCAGAGAAAUGCUUUGCACAGAUGUCUCUCCCUUUCACAGAUGUCUCUCCCUUGUUAGAAAAUCCCUGAGGUCAAAUGUAUGGGGGCUUUUUCCGUAGUGUUAGGGUGCUUGUAAUGUGAGGCUUUAACAGGGGUUUGAUUUCAUUAUUUUCAGGCAUUUUAUCAUCAUGAAUACAUUAAUUGUAAUAUUUUUUACAUUUUUGUAUCUUCUGAAUCUAAAAUUUCCUCAGUAAAAUAGUUAAUUUUCUUGAUUAGAGAGUAUAUAAAUUAUUUUUGAACAGGAAUGUUCAACAGUAAAUGGAUGCAGUAGAGUUUUCAUAUUGUAAUAUUGCACAUUAAAACUUUGGUGCUAGCUUGCAGGGCAGUGUAUGGAAUUGUUCCAUCAUAACUCCAAUCUCUCUUCAACCUGUAUACCCCAGGCAGAUCUCUCUUCCCUUUCUGGCAUGAUUGCUUCUUCCAAUCACCAUGGCUAUCUGUACUGGUCAUACAUUACAUUACAUUUAUUUGGCGGAUGCUUUUAUCCAAUGAAUGCAUAUCAAAGGUCGUUGGAACAACUACAAAACACAGGUCCGAUAAGGUACAGUCCUCAUUAUGCAACAGUUAUCCAUGGCCAUGAAAACAUUAAGUUCAGUUCGCACAGUAAGCAUAGGCUAGGUCAGAAGUUAUGAUAAGUCACACACAGUGACAGCUGUCACGGAAGAAGCACUUGACAAUUUUUUGCUUUUUUCCUCACGACAGUGGUUUGUGUGUGUGUGCUUGUAGACGUGUGUGUAGGUGUGUCUGCGUGUGUGUGUGAGUGCGUGUUUCAGCAUAUUUGCUCGAAUGCAAGCGUUUGUGAGCUUAAGUGUGAGCAUAUUUAUGGACACACCCAUUUAGGUCGGAGCGAAGAGUACUGCAGGCAGUUGCUGCUGGUUCGCCUCUCACUAUAAAGAGAGAACUGCACAGUGUUUGCCUCACAUUGCACAGUGAAGCCCUCUUUCCAAAGUGUUCAGACAUUUGGUCGUACGAAACAGGUAGAAAUGGCACUGAGCCACAAAGAGUUUGAGAGAGCAGGGAAGUCUGCUGGACUCCAAGUCUGGAGAAUUGAAAACAUGGAGCUGGUACUGGUACCUGAGAUUCUCCAUGGUAACUUCUAUGUGGGGGAUGCCUAUCUCAUUCUCCAUACAGUCAAACAGAAAGAAACUUAUUUCUAUAACCUGCACUUCUGGCUGGGUAAGGAGUGCAGUCAAGAUGAGAGCACCUCCGCAGCCAUAUUCACUGUGCAAAUGGAUGACUACCUGGGAGGAAAACCUGUCCAGUACAGAGAAGUUCAAGGGGCUGAGUCCACCUCCUUCACCGGUUACUUUAAGGGUGGAAUCAAGUACAAGGCAGGAGGUGUGGCCUCCGGAUUCCACCAUGUGAUCACCAAUGACCUGACAGCAGAGAGGCUCUUCCAUAUUAAGGGCAGACGGGUGGUGAGGGCGACAGAGGUGCCGCUCGCAUGGUCCAGCUUCAACAAGGGAGACUGCUUCAUUGUGGAUCUGGGGGCAGUGAUAUAUCAGUGGUGUGGCUCCAACUGCAACAAGUUUGAGAGGUUGAAGGCUGCACAAGUGGCAACCAGUAUCCGUGACAAUGAGCGUAACGGGAGAGCUAAGCUCAUAGUGGUGGAGGAAGACAGGGAACCAGAGGGCAUGAUAAAGGUCCUGGGUAAAAAACCAGAUCUUCCAGAUGGGGAUAAUGAGGAUGACGCCAUUGCAGACAUAUCCAAUCGUAAAAUGGCCAAACUUUACAUGGUAUCAGAUGCAACAGGGACCAUGCAGGUGUCUGUGGUGUCCGAGGAGAAUCCCUUCUGUCAGAGCCUUCUCCUGUCUGACGAGUGCUUCAUUCUUGAUCACGGAAAGAGCAGAAUGAUAUUUGUAUGGAAAGGCAGGAAUGCUAACAAGAGUGAGAGGAAGGAAGCAAUGAAAACAGCUGAAAGCUUCAUAAGACAGAUGGGCUACCCACAGAACACCCAGAUUCAAGUUCUUCCAGAUGGAGGUGAAACUCCAAUCUUCAAACAGUUCUUCCAAAACUGGAAGGAUAAAGACCAAAGUGAGGGACUUGGGAAAGUGUUUGUCACAGAGAGAAUUGCUCGGAUCCAGCAAGAACCAUUUGACGCCUCCAAACUCCAUCAAUCCCAACAAAUGGCAGCCCAAUACAAUAUGGUGGAUAAUGGAACAGGAGACACACAGAUCUGGAGAGUGGAAAAUGGUGAGAGAGUUGAAGUUGACCCAGAAACACAUGGGCAGUUCUAUGGUGGAGACUGUUACAUCAUUUUGUACACAUAUGCCAAAGGGAAAAUCAUCUAUACCUGGCAGGGCUCCAGUGCCUCCCUGGAUGAGCUUACAGCUUCUGCCUUCCUCACUGUACAGCUGGACCGAUCCUUAGGGAGUCAAGCAGUGCAGAUCAGAGUGACUCAGGGAAAGGAGCCCUCUCAUUUUCUCAGCCUGUUUAAACCAAAGCCUCUGAUCGUGUUCAAGAACGGAACAUCUCGCAAAGGGGGGCAGCAGUCCCCACCUCCCACACGCCUCUUCCAAGUGCGCCGUAACCUACCAACAAUAACACGCAUCGCAGAGGUAGAUGUUGAGGCUCGAAGCCUGAACUCCAAUGAUGUUUACCUGCUGAAGCUACCACAGGGGAAAGGGUACAUGUGGGUGGGCAAGGGGGCAAGUGAGGAGGAAGAGCAAGGCGCUAAGUACAUCAGUGAGCAGCUACACUGCCAGGCCCACAGGGUCACAGAGGGAAAGGAGCCAGCUGACUUCUGGGCAGCAUUAGGCGGGAAGAAAGAAUAUCAGACAUCACAGCGGCUGGAGAGACAGACAAUCACUCACGCCCCACGCCUGUUCGGCUGCUCAAAUAAGACAGGGAGGUUCACUAUUGAAGAAGUUCCAGGGGAAUUCACCCAGGAUGAUUUAGCUGAAGAUGACGUAAUGCUGCUAGAUGUCUGGGAUCAGGUGUUUGUAUGGAUUGGAAAAGAUGCCAAUGAAGUUGAGAGAACGGAAUCCCGGAAAUCAGCGAAAACAUACAUUGAAACAGAUCCGGCAGGACGUGAUAAGGGGACCCCGCUGGUUAUUGUGAAACAGGGGCAUGAGCCCCCCACAUUCACCGGAUGGUUUUUAGGUUGGGAUGCAUCACGAUGGGGGAAUUAGAUUUUUCGAUUGCAUUCCUACUUAGUUAGCACCACUUGGUAGCAGUGCCAAAAACCCCACAUUUAAAGUGUUUAAAUGUUUGUUUUUUUACUUUACAUAAUUAUGCAUAUUUUUUAAUAUGCAUCAUUAACAACCUUAGUAUUAACAUUACAAAACAUUAACAAAGUUGACAUUAGCACUGGCAUGAACAACAUUAGCCUUAUACAUAACCAUUAUAAAUGAGCAACAUACAUAACAAUAUCUCCCAUAAGUCACUAAAAACCACCCACUCUGCCCCCACUUAAUUUUCUCACGUUAUGUGGACUAUCAGGCCAGCUACACUGUACAUCUGUUUCACUGGUAAACUGCCAAGUCACUCAAAAGCCCCUCCAUCUCUUCAUCACCACUGUACUCUGCACUAUCCACACUCUCAACAUCAAGUGGCUCAAUAAAGAUGUGUGAAUUAUCAA